AUGCAUAAGAGUGCUUUCCAGGCCUUACAGGGUGAUAUACCUACAUAUGAGGUGAACUCAUCGGACGAACAGGACAGUGACCAAGAUGAAGAAGACGUAGAACAGCCCUCCGAACCUAUGCAUAGGCUUGUGUCUGCUCCAGCAGCAUCAAUACACAUAGAGGAGUCGAAGUAUAUAUCGUCCAACUUUUCUUUCGAUGACGAUAAUACCAUAUAUGGGCAUGACUAUGUGAUCUUCGGCCUCAAGUCCAAUCAGAAUCUCAUUGUCAAAGGACAAUUCGUACUAGAGAUCCAAAGAGGUGCUAUUGACAUAAAUGGUGUAAUAUAUCAUUCUGGCGUUGAGCCGAUGAAGUUCAUCAAUCCUUCGUCAAGUUCAAUACCUCUUAUACAAGCAACACAAGUGCUCAACUCAUCUCUGCUGGAGAACAAAGAGUCACAGGAGAAUCAACAUCUCUUCACACCAGGUUAUAAAUCCGUUAUUAAACUGACAAAUUUGGAUACACACCUUGAGUCUAUCGGGCGGGUGUGUCCUCUCUUCAAGAACCUGUUUUGGCAGUUUGACAACUUCUUUGCAGAGGACAGCUUGAGACUGUUGGACCAAUAUGAAUUGGCUUUCAGCGAUUAUACAUUCUAUCCAAUAACGAAACCUGACAAUACCGUUUCUGUAAUAAAGCACAAGAAUUGGAUGGAUGUGAUCAAGUCACUUACAGAACUUUAUUCCAAUGAUCAGAGUAUAAAAGUCAUCGUCAUUGGAGGUAAGAAUUCCGGUAAAUCAACCUUUCUAAGGCUGUUGGUACAACACAUGCUCUCACCAACAUUGCAACAAUUACCCAUAAACUUUAUGGAUUUGGAUCCAGGUCAACCUGAGUAUUCUGGUACUGAUUGCAUAUCGCUCAGUAAGAUAUCUGAAGUGCAACAUGGGAAUCACCUCUCUUUAACGUCUACAGAUUCAACUCAGUGUCAUUAUGUGGGGUUUAAUUCCCCAAAGGACCAACCAACGAGAUAUAACCUCCUAGUUGAACAACUGGUAAGAAGCUAUGAAUCAGAUGGUGAGCUUAAACAUGAAUCACUACUGAUAAAUACACCCGGAUGGAUCAAAGGAUAUGGGCUCGAGUUGACACGUACUUUAAUCGAAAGAGUGAAACCAACCCAUGUCAUCUAUUUAAACUCAGGUACAUUGGGAGUUGAUAUUGAUAUACCAAAAGGUACUAAUUUGAUUCCUUUGCAAGGGUCUUUUAAUCACAGUGGAUCCCGUUAUUCUUCAUCACAGUUGAGACUCUUGAAAACCAUGGCCUAUUUUCACAAGAUUGACGACUUCAAAUUUGACUUCCAACCGUUGCUGUUCUCACCACCUAUUCAGGUGAGUUAUGGUGUAUCAACUGGUAUCAGUGCCCUAACACACCUUAAAGAGACUGGUAUCGGGAUGGAUCAUUUGGAAAGAUCCAUAGAGGCCACUAUUGUCGGGAUAUUCAAGGUUAAGAGAGACCAUCUUGAAGAGUGCGAACUCUUCAACAAGGGACAACUUCCGUUAUUGCCAUACAAGGAAUUCAUAAAGUUAAGCACAGAGUUCUUCAGAUUGGCCUUAGUCCAUUCUAUAGACCAGGAAAAGAAGAUCAUGAAUUUAUACAUACCCCAAUUUCGAACUCUUGACCUCACAAAAGAGGCAAUCAUAAUGGUCAGGGGAAAUACCGACCUACCCAUCUGGGAGAUUGCAUCUAACGAAAUAGUGAAACGUUUCAAGAGGCAGCUUCCAUACAUCACCUUUGAGAAGGGUUCAUCACUUGAGAAAAAGUGGAAAGUUCGUAAAAAUGUACAGAGACGUGGACAAAUGUAA
Molecule: messenger RNA, 1833 nt
Organism: Williopsis jadinii
Lineage: Eukaryota; Fungi; Ascomycota; Saccharomycetes; Phaffomycetales; Wickerhamomycetaceae
Gene: GRC3
Product: polynucleotide 5'-hydroxyl-kinase
Exons: 2
Coding region: 1-1833 (610 amino acids)
Biological process (GO): cleavage in ITS2 between 5.8S rRNA and LSU-rRNA of tricistronic rRNA transcript (SSU-rRNA, 5.8S rRNA, LSU-rRNA)
Cellular component (GO): nucleus
Molecular function (GO): polynucleotide 5'-hydroxyl-kinase activity
Source: RefSeq, a predicted model, not a curated record